Messenger RNA from Cyprinus carpio (common carp), 1141 nucleotides. RefSeq lists its product as uncharacterized. The record is from RefSeq and is a predicted model, not a curated record. Lineage: Eukaryota; Metazoa; Chordata; Actinopteri; Cypriniformes; Cyprinidae.
AAUCACGUGACUUGGUCUGUUCGCUGCGAGUCCAUUAUUAGAAUACUGAUGAAUCACGGUUCUCAUUCAGUUUAGAUGCGGUCAGAAGCGACAUAUAAGUAUGAGGAACCUUUCCUUCAUUUGUUGGAUUUUAUUACUCGUGGACGUUUCUCCAUCUGGUCAUGUCAAAACCAAUGAUGAACACAACAUGGCAAGGAUAGAGCAGUAUUCUGGCAUGAAUGUGUUUUGUUGCUGUGGCAGAUGGAGUGAAGACGGUGGUAGUGGUGGAGGGAGAUUCUGUCACUUUAAACACUAAUGUUACUGCAAUACAGCGGGAUGAUACCAUACUGUGGAUGUUUGGAGAUGAUGAUAACUCUAUUAUAGCUAAAAUGAAUGAAGCAGCUGGAAUUUUCUCUGCCAAUGAUAAUGAGAGAUUCAGAGACCGACUGGAGCUGGACAAACAGACUGGAUCUCUGAUCAUCAAAAACAUCAGAACUGAACACACUGGACUUUAUCAACUAAAGAUCAAGAGCACAACUGAGAUAUCGAAGAAAUUCAGUGUUACUGUCCGUGAUGAUGUGCAGUCAGUGUCACUGAUGGAGGGAGAUUCGUUUACUCUACACACUGGUGUUAUUAAAAUACAAGGAGGUGAUCAGAUUGUGUGGAAGUUUGGAGGCCAAGGCACUCUCAUUGCUCACUUAAAUGGCACUACUGAUGCUAGAUGGAAAAACAUGAUCAAACUGAAUGAUCUUACUGGAGACCUCACCAUCAGAAACAUCCAAACUGAACAUUCUGGAGACUAUGAUCUGGAGAUCAACAACAGCAGCAUGAUCUUACACAAGAAAUUCCAUAUUGCAGUUAGUGAGCUCCCCCCGCGUUCACAUUGGGAGACAACUGGCCCAGUGUUGGCAGGAAUUGUUGUUAUCUUAAUCCUGAUCGGAAUUGGAAUCUGUAUUGGGCUCAAGAUGGGUUGGUUUGAAAUAUGUUGGCCAUGUAAGAAGAAUGGUGAAACAAAUGAAGUGCUAUAGGAGGCAGCAGCUAAACAAUGACCAACAGCAGUAGGUCAUAGUCAGUUCACAUUAGAGUUUGAGAAUCAACCAUAUGUGCACUGUGAAAGGAGUUAAGACUUUUUUUAUUUGAAAUGUAUAUAUAUAUAUAUAUA